This is a messenger RNA of Melanotaenia boesemani (Boeseman's rainbowfish), 2606 nucleotides long. RefSeq names its product transmembrane p24 trafficking protein 4 (gene tmed4). Gene Ontology annotation, cellular component: endoplasmic reticulum; endoplasmic reticulum-Golgi intermediate compartment; Golgi apparatus. The record is from RefSeq and is a predicted model, not a curated record. Gene Ontology annotation, biological process: intracellular protein transport; Golgi organization; positive regulation of canonical NF-kappaB signal transduction. The transcript has 5 exons. Lineage: Eukaryota; Metazoa; Chordata; Actinopteri; Atheriniformes; Melanotaeniidae. Bases 69 to 731 code for a protein of 220 amino acids.
GCACAUGACGUCAUGCAGCUGCAGCGUCACCGCUUCCUCUGCUGGUGUGCUGGAGAGAGGGAGGUGACAUGAUGCUCCGUGUCCCUGCUGUUGCAGCCUUUCUCCUAAUAACUUGGGUUUUUCCAAGUUUCGCGCUGUAUUUCCACAUAGGAGAGACCGAGAAGAAAUGUUUCAUUGAAGAAAUCCCUGACGAGACGAUGGUUAUUGGGAAGUACAGGACUCAGCUGUGGGACAAACAGACCAGUUCCUUCCUCCCCUCCACCCCCGGCCUUGGAAUGCAUGUCGAGAUCAAGGAUCCGGACACUAAGAUCAUCCUCUCUCGGCAGUAUGGCUCGGACGGGCGUUUCACGUUUACUUCUCACACUCCUGGAGAACACCAGAUCUGUUUGCACUCCAACUCCACAAAGAUGGCUCUGUUUGCAGGAGGGAAGCUGAGAGUGCAUUUGGACAUUCAGGUUGGAGAACAUACCAACAACUAUCCUGAAAUUGCAGCGAAGGACAAACUGACUGAGCUGCAGCUGCGAGUGCGACAGCUUCUGGACCAGGUGGAGCAGAUCCAGAAGGAGCAGAACUACCAGAGGUAUCGCGAGGAGAGGUUUCGCAUGACGAGCGAGAGCACCAACCAGCGGGUUCUCUGGUGGUCCAUCGCUCAGACGCUCAUCCUCAUCGUCACUGGAAUCUGGCAGAUGAAGCACCUGAAGAGUUUCUUUGAGGCCAAAAAGCUGGUGUAAGCUCCGUCUGAGCUGCUGCAGGUAAAAAUAAGCUGGACUGAACAAGGAGACGCCCACCUUCAGCACAGCAACAUCCAGGAGGAGACGUGGUCUCACCUUGAGUGGUACCAGUUAGCCCACCGAUCCGUCCUGGGAAAUGUCCUUUUUCCCUUGUAAAGGUUUUGGGUUUCAGCGUCACAUUCCAGCCGUCUUUCUCCUUAGCAGUGCGCAUCCUUCUGUUUUUGCUUGUGAUCCUUACAGGAAAAAAUGUCCAUUGUUACAGAAAAUGACCCAGUAAUGUCUUAUAAUUUAGUUGUUUUCAUUAUUCCGGCACAGAUGCAAAUAAAUGACUGGCCCUGACCCCGAACAUGUCAUCUUUAACCACCAUGUCAGGAACAGGAGACUUUUCCUGAUGAAGCUAAUUAAACUGCAGCUUAGAGGAGACAUUUACACACGAGUCCAGUUUCCUCCCUCACCUGAACAAGCCGUGUCAACCCUUCGCGUGUCCGCGCGCACUUUAACACAUUUUUAUGCUGAAAUCUCAUUUUUGAGAAAAGCUCCAUUGUCGUGAUAAAAGAAAGUUUUUUUCAUUUCAGCCUGGGAGGAAACGGGUGGAGGUUGAUUUGUGCAGCUACUCCUCAGACAUCUACAACAGAGGCUGAGACCUGCAGGAGAACCGAUGGAGGCCCGGCUGGGAUCGUCCUCUGACGGUUGGGAUUCAGUUUUACUCGUUUGCUUUUAGACUUUCCUCCUUUUGGUGGUGAGAAUUAAAUCUGAAAGGCAGUCGCUGAGUCUACAUGUUUGAAAAAUGGGCCCAUGCUGCUCGUAUGGUAGCUUCGCUUUGUUGUAGAUGCCUGACGAGCCCCGAGCUGACGGAGUCCUCCACUUACUCACUUUAAUCUCCUCAACUAAAGCUGGAAAGGUUUACUUUCCAAUAUUUAGUUCCACUGCUGCAGAAAAGCUCUUUUCUAUCUAAAAACGUAUGUUUGCUAUAAAAUUGAACCAAUUCCAUUGUUGGUGGCCUCAUGUUUUACCGCGGUCUGCCUUGUUACAGGGGCUUCGCAGAAUGGUGUGGACUGGUCACGAACAAACUUCCCGUGAAACGUCCCGCGGGGAUGUGGCUCCGUACUUACCGUGUCCCACCAGACCAGAGGACUGGACCUGAGCAGCCGACUCGGCUCUGCUGUCGUCGUUUUAAUUGACGCUGCUUUCAAAAGUCAUUCUUGAUUGGUAAACAUUUAACCCAGUUAAAUGUCCAGUCAAGCUCUCUGAUCGUUUUGUUAGGUACUCGACUGUUGAGCAGCGCUGGUGGACGAGCAAGACGCAAACCUGGAGCUCGACACUUUGUCUCCGUUUAUGCACCAAAUGUGGAAUUUAAAGUCAUAAAAGUCACCACUGAUUCAAACUUCUGAGGGACGUCAUAGUAGGGAUGAAGAGGAGGGGAGGGGCGUGUGAAAGGAACAGCAAGGACACGCCCAUGAGCGCAGGUUGUCAGCAUCAUUGUCCAGCGCACGCGCCCGCGGUGCUGGCUGGGAUAUGUCGCGUUCCGGGGUUAGACAUCGUUUUCGAGUUUAUGUGAAACAAGUUUAAAAUAAAGACGGUCCUUUCAUCCCGCUGGAUCGCUCUGUAAAUACAGUGCGUGGCGCUUUAAUAAGAGCCUGUGUUGUAAAUAGCAGCUUUUCUACUGGCUUUUACACAAACCUGAUGACACACAAGUCCUCAUCCUCAUGUUUCAGUUGUCUCAUUAUUUAUGUAGCAUUGGAAGAUGUUUUAUUGCCGAGUUCUUCAUUUUUGUCGGCGUUUGUUAUUCAGCUUCGUUCAGGUUUUAAGUUGCUGCUGCACUGAAUUAGUUUUACAGUGAUCUGGAUGUCAUGUGCUUAAUAAAAAAUACUAACU